UGCCAUUUCUAGCUCCCGACUUCCCGCUUUUCCCCCUUUUCCCUUUCUCCUCCGCCGGCGGGAAAUCCGUAAUCGGAAGCUUUUUUUGCUUUUCCCCACCCUAACAUGGCCGGAGAGUUCGAGACGUCGGUCGAAUACGGGCUCAAGCUGUCCAAGCGAAUCUACUACGGGAAAGAAUCUGCCACCGUGGCGCCGGCGGCAUCAACCCCGCCGGAGCCGGUGCGGCAGAUGUCCAGGAGGUCGUCGACCGGCGGCAGUGGCACCGACCAGCAGAUCAGUUUCCUGCCGACGGCGGUCACGGCCUACGCGGUGGUCUCGGAGCCGGAGGCCGUCGACAACCCCGACGUGCCGAGCUACCAGCCGUACGUGCACGGCCGGUGCGAUCCCCCGGCGCUGAUACCGCUCCACAUGUACGGGGCCGAGCUGGAGGUGGACUGCUGCUUGGAUCACGCGCGCGUGGGGUUCUCGGGACGGUGGCGCGUGCACUGCGUCAAGACCGGGCGGAGCUGCGACUGCCGCGUGGCGGUUCCGAUGGGGGAGAAGGGUACAAUUCUGAGUGUAGAGGCUGAAGUGACGGGAAGGUUGUACCAUAGCCGAUUGAUGAAGGCGGAGGAUGCAGAGGAGUUGUCGAAAGCAAGCAAAGCAGUAGGCGGAGAUGGGCGGUACUUGAAAGGCAACAUCUACACUUUCAGAAUUCCACAGAUUGCAGGGGGUUCUAUGGUAUCAGUAAAAGUGAGCUGGUCACAGAAGUUGGUAUAUCGAGGUGGUCAAUUCAGUCUCGACGUGCCAUUUAGUUUUCCACCAUUUGUGAAUCCGAUCGGCAGCAGGAUUUGCAAAAGAGAGAAGAUAUUGUUGAAUGUGAAGUCUGGUAUCGACAAGGAAAUCGCAUUCAAGAGCAGCAGCCAUGCCUUGAUGGAGUUGAGGCGAGAAGUUGGUAAAAUGGGUUUUUCAUAUGAAGCAGAAGUCAAGACUUGGUCGGCUUCCAACUUCAGUUUCUCAUACUCUGUCUGCUCUGCGGAUUUGUUUGGUGGUGUGCUCUUGCACACGCCAUUUCUGAGAGAGUUCGAGGAAAAACAAAUGUUCUGUUUGCAUCUCUUCCCUGGAACUAACCAACUUAGGAAGGCUUUUAGGAAGAAGGUGGUAUUUUUAGUUGAUAUCAGUGGGAGCAUGAAAGGAGAUCCUCUUGAAAGCACAAAAAAUGCAAUAAUGUCAUCACUGUACAAGCUGAAUCAGGAGGAUUCUUUUAACAUCAUCGCUUUCAACGGGGAAAUGUACUUAUUCUCGCCCUUGAUGGAGCCUGCAACCAAAGAAACAAUAGUCAAAGCUAACCAAUGGAUUAAUGACAAGUUACUUGCAGGAGGGGGUACCAACAUUUUACCUCCUCUUCAGCAGGCUAUGAAGCUCUUGGCUGAAACAACCAAUUCAAUUCCUCUCAUUUUCCUCGUCACUGAUGGAACCGUUGAUGAUGAGAGAGACAUCUGCAAUUUCGUCAAAGCUUCACUUGCUAGUGCAUCAACUGGAACUUCCAUUCCUCCUCGCAUAUGUACAUUUGGCGUAGGUUCAUUUUGUAAUCACUACUUCUUGCAAAUGCUGGCUCAAGUUGCCAAGGGCCAUUUCGAUUGUGCUUUCGAUACAGAUUCAGUUGAUUCUCGGCUACAGAGACUAUUCACGACUGCUUCAUCUGUUCUCAUAUCCAACAUUAGCAUAGACUUCCUGACACAUCUUGAUUCACUUGAGUUGCUUCCAUCUAGUAUUCCAGACCUUACUACUGGAGCUCCACUGCUAGUGUCUGGGAGAUACCACGGGACUUUCCCAGAGUUCGUCAAAGUUAUAGGGACGUGGGCAGAUAUGACUCAUUUUACCAUGGACGUGAAAGUCAAAAGAACGAAGGAUUUGCCUCUAGACAGAGUACUUGCUAGAAGGCAGAUCGACUUGCUUACUGCUACGGCAUGGCUAUCACAAAGUAAAGAACUUGAGGACAAGGUUGCCAAAUUGAGCAUACAGAAAGGGGUUCCAUCUGAAUACACCCGUAUGAUUCUGAUUUACACUGACAAAGGAGAGAAACCACCAGAAACCCAUCUAGUAAUGGAGGUAUUCAGCAAAUUGAACUCACUGAGGAGCCUUCAGCUGGGAUCCGAAUCAGCAGAGAAGCAGAACAUCUACCUAGGGAGCAGCUUAGGCAUUGGCUUAGGCAACCUAGUCGCCACAGCUCGGAACAUUCCUCCUGGAAACGAGGAGGGGAAGCAGCCAGACGCGGCGGCGAAGCUGGCCAACGCGGCUUCCAGCUGCUGUGGCGCGGUGGCCGAUCGCGUUUGCUGCAUGUGCUUCAUCAGGGCUUGCUCGCACACCAGCAAACAGUGCUCCAUCUUGGCGUCUCAGAUCUGCGCCGCGCUGGCGUGCUUCGAGUGCAUCAGCUUUUGCUAUGAGCUUUGUGCUUGCGAGUGAAAAGUAUCCGAGGACCUAUUUAUGUUCAUAACUCGUAGGAGUAUGCAGUGUAUAUCAUCUUCCCAAGUUGGCCUAAAGCUGAUAAUAUGGCCUUUGCAUUAGCCAUUUUAAAUAAUGAUUUGGAUACUUGUUCAUUUCAACUUCUCUGGCGAGAGGUUAAUAAUUAAUAAGGAAAAAAUCCCAAA
Messenger RNA from Linum trigynum, 2630 nucleotides. The record is from the annotation of a GenBank genome assembly. NCBI's taxonomy places the organism in Eukaryota, Viridiplantae, Streptophyta, Magnoliopsida, Malpighiales, Linaceae.